GGCUAUGUCUUUUUGAUUUCUGUGUCCGAGACGUUUCAGGAAGUUCUGAUGAAAAUUUAUUAGACUUAGAAGAAAUCUAGAAUAACCAGCCAAAAUGCCAUUGAAAAAGCAAAUGUCGAUGAAGGAAAUCUUUAACCAAUGCCAGAACAGUAUGCAGGGACAUGGACAACUGAUAAAAUCCCUUCAAGAACUGUACAGUCAGACUGAGUUUGCAGCUUUCUGGUCUGAAUUCAACUUGCUAAUGAAGUAUUCAAUGCUGGUGUUCACUCGUGAACCAGCAGUGGAGAGAACUAUCGACUUCAUCACCAAAUUUAUCACUUCCAUUGAGCCAGAAGAGCCUCCACGAGACAGUGUUAAUUCUACACUGGACAAUAUAUCAGAAAACAACCUUCUUAUGGAAGUCUUGACAUUUCUUCUUCAGGUGCAUUCAGCAAAAGACAAAGCCAUAAGAUUUCGAUGUUGUCAGAUGAUCAAUAAGCUGUUAAGCAAUCUUGGUGAGCAGGCACAGAUAGAUGAUGACUUGUACGACAAGAUCUAUGGAAGCAUGUUGGAGAGACUACGUGACAAGAUGCCCGUUGUACGUUUUCAUGCUGUUAUGGCACUGGCACGGCUCCAGGAUCCACGAGAUGACAAUUGUCCUGUCAUUAAAGCAUACCUAUUCCUGAUAAAUGCUGACACUAGUCCUGAUGUCAGACGUGCAGUCUUAUCCUGUAUCGCCCCAUCCACUAAAACAUUACCAGCAAUUCUGAGCCGCACCAGAGAUGUUAGCGAUACAGUCAGGAAGAUGGCAUAUCUUGUGAUGGGGGAAAAGAUCCACAUUAAGGCACUGUCUAUUGCUCAACGUAUUCAGCUUCUCCAAGAUGGCUUGACUGAUACAGCAGAUUCAGUUAAGGAUGCUUGUACUGCCAAACUGCUACAGGCCUGGCUGAGGAUGCUGGAGGGUAAUGCUCUAGAUUUACUCUCUAGUCUGGAUGUGGAAACUUCCACAGAAACCUGUGAGCUGGCCCUGUAUGCUCUGUUUAAACCAUCUCCACUCAGAGAAUUAGUGGACAAGUUGGACCUGCUGAGUGAUGAUGUCCUGAUCCCAUUUGACAAGCUAACCUGUGAGAGUGCUAUGUACUGGCAGACCUUGUGUAAAUACAUCCACAGCAAGGGUACAGAGGGAGAAGAGGAACUGGAGAAAGUACUCCCAAACUGUCUCAAGCUGUGUGAACACAUUAGCAGCUUUGUAGACAGUCUGAAGGCAAUAGAUGACCUGGAAGAUCAAGUUGAGAAGGAGUUCAUCCUCAAGCAGUUGCUACUCCUUGUAAAUUUUAUGGAACUGGCAGACAAUGCUUCUAGAAAAGCUAUUGAAAAGCUGUUCCAUGACAUAUUGAUGGCUGAUCAUAUCGGUCAUCAUCUGGUGAAGUACCUGGUGCCUUGUCUAUGUGAGUUCCGUAGUAGUCCUGAUGCAGUGAUCACCUACUUUGCUGAGACCAUCUCAGAGAUCCGAGAACCUAUUACUAUGGUAGAGAUGGGCAUGGAUGAGGAGGCAAAAAGACAAAAUGAUCUCAAGAUCGCAAGUUUGAGGGUGAAACUGAACCAAGCUAAAGAGGAACUAGAAGAGCAUGUUCGUAAUCAGGACUUCAGCAAAGCUGCAGACCUCAAGGCAAUCAUCUCUGAACUGGAUGCUGAAAAAUCGAUUUUGUUAAAUGCUGCAGAAUCCAAACAUGAGGAGGUCAGGACAGAAAAGACUGAUGUGGCAACCAUCCUGAAGUGUCAAACCAUUGUAGCAGAGAUGUUGGAGAAACUGACCCUCAAAUCAAUUAAUCCAUCACUACAGAUGUUGAUUGAGUCUUUGUUGUUGCCCGGUAUCCAGAGUGAAGACAGUCGUUUGCGUACUGUUGCCCAGCGUGGUCUGGGACUGUGUUGUCUGAUAAAUCAGGACCUAGUCCUCCAACAUCUGCCACUCUUCAUGCAGGCUUCCAAGAUCGAUGAGGAAGAGGUACGAGCCACAGCUUUAUCUGUCAUGUUUGAUGUCCUACACAUGCACGGUAUGGAUGUGAUCAAAACGUCCGAUUCAGAAGCUGACGAUUCCAGUGAGGCGAUGGACACAAGUUCUGAGGCUCCUUCCUCUCCUGGGACUACUGAGGAACAGACCAAAAACACAGACAAUCAGAAUCAUGCUUCAAAUCUAGUAGCUUUCCUCAGUGGAUUUCUUGAUAGUGAGAGUUCAAAGUUACGUACUAUAGCUGCUGAAGGUCAGGCCAAGUUGAUGCUGUCUGGUAGAGUAGUCUCCCCUAAGAUCCUGUCCCAUCUGAUCUUAUUAUGGUACAACCCCCUGACAGAAGAUGACACACAUCUCCGACACUGCCUUGGCACAUUUUUUCCUGUAUAUGCCUUUGCUUGCAGAUCUAAUCAAGAAAAAGUGGAGGAAGCUUUUAUGCCAACACUGAAGAUCCUACUGAAUGCUCCAUUGUCCAGUCCAUUGGCCGAAGUAUCCGUAGAGAAUGUGGCAGAACUCUUCAUACAACUCACCAGCACCAAACUCCUCCUCCACAACCAAAACCAAACUGUGGAUGCAAACCCUAGCCAUGCCAAUGUUGCCUUGGCUAUAUGUAAUGAGAUCCUGAGUAACCCAGACUCGUUCAGUCUGAAGCUUUGGGUGAAAAUUCUGAACCAGCUAGAGCUUGGCACAGAGGACCUUAUCUCUAAUAAGGAAACAUUUGUUCUCAUACAGAGGGUCACAGAGGUGAUCAAGGACAAACAAUGCCUUAAAUCUGUGGAGAAAUUCCAGGAAUACCUCCGCAGAUUGUUACCCAAGGAAUUCUUAGCAGAGAUUGAAGAUCAGACUAAGAAAAAUAUGAAAACUGAGGAAACAGGGGAGAUAACAGAUGUAAUAGCUGAUAUCACAGCUGCUUCUACUAACCAGACUGUAUUGAAUGAGACACAACUCGGUAUGGCUGACACUAGCUCCUUUUUCCAGGAACCCAAGCCUAUUCGUCGCACCAUAGCUCGUUCAGAUGCUUCUCUCUCCAAGACACCAACUGGUCCUCCUAAUAAAAAGAAAGUGACUAAGUCUACAGGCAAGAAAUCAAAAUCUCAACUCCAAAUUGCAGCUGCAGACGACAGUGAUUUAGAAAACAAUGUGUUUGCCUCUCCAACUCCAACACGUGCAAGUGUACGAGCAGCUACAAAAGGUGUUGAUGAUGCAGAAAAUAAAAAGAUUUCAUCACCCACUCCUCAAUGA
This is a messenger RNA of Ylistrum balloti, 3229 nucleotides long. Its product is annotated as condensin complex subunit 3-like. Gene Ontology annotation, biological process: mitotic chromosome condensation. Gene Ontology annotation, cellular component: condensin complex; cytoplasm; condensed chromosome. The coding region runs from base 95 to 3229 and encodes 1044 amino acids. Lineage: Eukaryota; Metazoa; Mollusca; Bivalvia; Pectinida; Pectinidae. The record is from RefSeq and is a predicted model, not a curated record. The transcript has 21 exons.